Molecule: messenger RNA, 2246 nt
Organism: Stegastes partitus (bicolor damselfish)
Lineage: Eukaryota; Metazoa; Chordata; Actinopteri; Pomacentridae
Gene: lck
Product: LCK proto-oncogene, Src family tyrosine kinase
Exons: 13
Coding region: 296-1798 (500 amino acids)
Biological process (GO): protein phosphorylation
Molecular function (GO): protein binding; ATP binding; protein tyrosine kinase activity
Source: RefSeq, a predicted model, not a curated record
CGACAGGAAACUCUCUGGGUCGCUCUCCUCCAUUUCUUCACCAGAGUGUGUGCAUGUGCGUGAACAGACACCACAUCACCGCUCAUACAGCUCAGAGUUAUAAGAAGAAGCGGAUGAUGACAUCUUCACACCUAAACUCCGCUGGUGAAACAGUCACUUCGUGCUAAAUGUAAGCACCCUUAAAAUAUAUAUAUAAAUAUAUAACAAUUUCAUAAAGAAAUAAUAUCUAUGGCGGCUCCUGAAAUCUGACAGUAUUGGACGCUUGAAGAGAAGUUUCAACAGUUCAAGAGAAAAGAUGGGAUGUAACUGCAGUUCGGACUCUUCAGAAGGCUGGGUCGAGUACACGGAUGACAUCUGUGAGCAAUGCAACUGUCCCAUCCCUCCCCAGUUAUGCAAUCAAUACACAGAUAAGCUGAUUGUAAGCCCAUCACAGUACUCACCGCCUACGUCACCUUUACCAGACAACCUCGUGGUGGCCAUUUACAGCUAUGAACCCAACCAUGAGGGGGACCUGGGCUUUGAAAAGGGUGACAAGCUCAAGAUCCUCAACAAGGAUGACCCAGAAUGGUAUCUGGCAGAAUCUCUCACCACAGGCCAGCGGGGCUACAUCCCACACAACUUUGUUGCAAUGACCACAGUGGAGACUGAACCGUGGUUCUUUAAGAACAUUUCUAGAAACGACGCCAUGAGGCUCCUCCUCGCUCCUGGGAAUACGCAGGGCUCCUUCCUGAUUCGAGAGAGCGAGACAGCCAAAGGAUCAUACUCCUUAUCGGUCAGGGACUUGGAUCACAACACAGGUGAAGGAGUGAAGCACUACAGGAUCCGCAACAUGGACAGUGGUGGCUUCUACAUCACCGCCAAGAUCUCCUUUAACUCUCUGAAGGAGCUCGUCCAGCAUCACUCACGAGAAGCAGAUGGGUUGUGCACAAAGCUUAUGAAGCCGUGCCAGUCGAGGGCACCUCAGAAGCCCUGGUGGCAGGACGAGUGGGAGAUUCCUCGCGAGUCCCUGAAGCUGGAGCGCAGGCUGGGAGCUGGACAGUUUGGAGAAGUCUGGAUGGGUGUCUACAACAAUGACAGGAAAGUGGCGAUCAAGAACCUGAAGAUGGGAACAAUGUCAGUGGAAGCCUUCUUGGCAGAGGCCAACAUGAUGAAGAACCUGCAGCAUCCCCGCCUCGUCCGCCUCUUCGCUGUGGUUACCCAGGAGCCCAUCUACAUUGUCACAGAGUACAUGGAAAAUGGUAGCCUUGUGGAUUACCUAAAAACGACGGAGGGAAGCAGUUUGCCCAUGAACACCCUGAUAGACAUGGCAUCCCAGGUGGCUGACGGCAUGGCCUUCAUUGAGCAGAGAAAUUACAUUCAUCGAGACCUGCGAGCCGCCAAUAUUCUGGUUUCUCACGAGCUCAUCUGUAAGAUUGCUGACUUCGGACUCGCAAGACUCAUCGAGGACAACGAAUACACAGCCAGAGAGGGUGCAAAGUUCCCCAUUAAAUGGACCGCCCCAGAAGCUAUUAACUAUGGCACCUUCUCCAUAAAAUCUGAUGUGUGGUCAUUUGGGAUCCUCCUCACAGAAAUAGUGACAUAUGGACGCAUUCCUUACCCCGGGAUGUCCAACCCAGAGGUGAUCCAGAACCUGGAGCGGGGCUACAGAAUGCCACAGCCGGAAAACUGCCCCGAUGGGCUUUACGGCGUCAUGUGUCUGUGCUGGAACGAGGGCCCAGAAAACAGACCCACUUUCGAGUACCUGAGGAGUGUUCUGGAGGAUUUCUUCACUGCCACAGAGAGGCAGUACCAGGAAUAACUGCGGUGGAGCAGAGAGACAUAGAGACAGACAAUAAAUAUAUUCAAACUAAAGGUCCAGCCUGUCAAAGUGGAUGCUGGAAUUUGUUUUAUUCUUUGAGGAAUGCAUGCCUUUCUCCUGAUAAGGUACAAACUAAGAUUUUCCAAGUAAGACUACUUUGUUUCUGCAUCAGAUUUUUUUGCUCAAGUGGCUUUUCAGAUACGAUACGAUCGCCUGUGGAAUGAAUGAACCAGAAACAGCUGGAUUGCAGCCAACAGCAGAAAGGAGAGUGAUCACCGAGCUGCUUGAAUAAACUGGGGACUGUCUGAUGUGGCUGGAUAAGCAGCCAUUCUCCUGGUGCUCGUUAUUAACAUGUAAAUACUGUCAACUGCUUCCGCUGUGUUUUACCUCUGCAGUCUAAAAAUGUGUUUAAACUGUUUUUCUUAAAGUAAAAAAAGCUCCGUAUUGA